Puccinia triticina is the source of this 2220-nucleotide messenger RNA. RefSeq lists its product as uncharacterized. The record is from RefSeq and is a predicted model, not a curated record. Gene Ontology annotation, cellular component: nucleus; Mre11 complex. Gene Ontology annotation, biological process: double-strand break repair via nonhomologous end joining; mitotic intra-S DNA damage checkpoint signaling; mitochondrial double-strand break repair via homologous recombination. The transcript is spliced from 16 exons. Gene Ontology annotation, molecular function: 3'-5'-DNA exonuclease activity; DNA endonuclease activity; manganese ion binding. NCBI's taxonomy places the organism in Eukaryota, Fungi, Basidiomycota, Pucciniomycetes, Pucciniales, Pucciniaceae. Bases 1 to 2220 code for a protein of 739 amino acids.
AUGUCCGAUGAAGACGAACAGCCGUUAAACGGGACCCCCGAUCCAACCAAUCGGACCAACGCACGUCUCUCUACUCAAAGUAUCACCAACAAGGAGGAAGCCAAUUCUAUCAAGAUCUUAGUCGCCACCGAUAAUCACAUAGGUUACGCAGAGUCUGAUCCUAUCAGAGGUCAAGAUUCUAUCAACACAUUCCGGGAAAUUUUACAAUUGGCUGUUGACCAUGAAGUCGACAUGCUUUUAUUGGCUGGUGAUCUAUUUCACGAAAACCGACCUUCGAGAGCUUCCAUGUAUUCAACAACAGCAUCUCUGAGAGAGUACUGCUUGAAUGAUCGCCCGGUUCAAAUUGAACUAGUCGGAGAUGCUGGCAUCGGAAUACCGCACAGCUUCAACUUUCCUCCUGUAAACUACGAAGACAAAAACAUCAACGUUGGCUUGCCCGUGUUCUCAAUUCAUGGUAAUCACGAUGACCCACAGGGAAUGGGACCGGAAGGCGCUCUUUGUGCAUUAGAUGUUUUGUCGGCAUCUGGACUGAUCAAUUACUUUGGCCGUCAAGAGCUACCUGGGGCCGCUACACGAGAUGAAGAAGCGUCGGAGGAAGGCUUACAUAUACAGCCAGUACUAAUACAGAAAGGAAGGACACGUUUGGCGAUGUACGGAAUUGGGAACAUUCGAGACGAAAGAUUUAACUAUGAGAUGCGGAGCAAUCGGAUUCGGAUGUCGAGGCCGGCCGAGUUCAAGGAUCAGUGGUUCAACCUCAUGCUGGUCCAUCAAAAUCGCGUCGCACACGGACCAAAAAACUCGGUCCCAGAAGACGGCUUUGGCGACGACAUAGAUUUGGUAAUCUGGGGCCACGAACAUGAUUGUCUGAUUACUCCUCAAGAAGUUCCCGGGAAGGGUUACUUUAUCACUCAGCCCGGAUCUAGCGUUGCAACAAGUUUGGCCAGGGGCGAGUCUAUCAAAAAACAUGUCGGGAUACUAGAAAUUCAAGACAAGGACUUCUCUUUGCUUCCAAUACCUCUGAAAACUGUUAGACCAUUCAUCUUCGAAGACAUCGCUCUAGCUGAACACGAAGAAGAAAAAAAGCUUAAGCUUGACGAAAAGCCCAAAGUUGUUCGAUACCUCAAGUCAUUGGUAGAGGAAUUGAUCGAGCGAGCCGAAGUGGAAUGGCACAAGGAACAUGAUAAUGAUCCUGAUCCUCCUCCAAUGAUGUUACCCUUGAUAAGACUCCGAGUUGAAUAUACCCGCCCAGACGGCCAGACGGCCUACGAUGUCGGUAACCCUCAACGAUUUGGGCAAGAUUUCCUGGGCAAAGUGGCUAAUCCAAAAGACUUGGUACAAUUUCAUCGACGCAGAAAGAUAGGAAUUCGCAAACCGAAAAAUGAUAUCGACUUACCCGAGGAAGAGCCCCUUCAAGACUCUCAAGGAAACGUAUCUGAAAAGGUUCAGGUCGCAACGUUGGUACAUCAAUACUUGGAGGCUCAGAAUUUGGGUGUGCUAGCAGAAAAUGGAAUGCAAAGAGCGGUGACGUUGUUCGUCGAGAAAGAUGAUAAGGAUGCUAUCAAAGAGUUUUACCACAGCGCGCUUGAAGCGACUCAGGCCCACGUGAAGGGUUCUAAAGCUGAUAUUGGAAGUAGCCGGCAGGAUAGAAACCCUGAGAGUGAGGACGACGAGCUUCUUGAGGAGCUGACAAAAGCAAAAGAAAUCUAUGCCGACGCGUGGGAAAAAAAACAAAAAAACGAACCUGGAACACAGAAAGGCAAAGGAAAAGCUGUUCGCAAGGUAAAGCGAAACGACGACGAUUCCGAUGAAAGUGAUUUUGGGAAAAUGUCCGAUGUCCAGUACGCUGCCAAUUCUGAUGAUGAUGACGACCGCGACAAGCAAUCGGAUUCCGAUGACAGCAUGCCUGCUCCUGUCGCCCCCAAAAAGAGAGCACCAGCAAAGGCGGCACCGGUGAAAAAAGCCCCAGCAAAGAAAGCCGCACCGGCAGCAAAAGCACCCCCUAAACGAGCUGCUGCUAAAGCCACUGCGACUUCUAGUCGAAGUAAGGCUGGUGGAUCUCAAUCGCAGACUACGCUCAAUUUUUCUCAACAAGCCCCGCUGCGGGGCGCCAGUAAACGCAAUACUGCCACGCAAAGUAACACUCAAACUGUACCGGACGAUAGCGAUGAUAGUAUUGAAGUUUCCACCCAACGAAAGACUGCCAGCCGAUCUCGUCGCUAA